This is a messenger RNA of Striga asiatica, 993 nucleotides long. The record is from the annotation of a GenBank genome assembly. NCBI's taxonomy places the organism in Eukaryota, Viridiplantae, Streptophyta, Magnoliopsida, Lamiales, Orobanchaceae.
GUAAAACCCUAAGCCCAUACAUCAGUUCUCUAUUUAUAUCACUCCCUCUGUGUCGUAGGGUUUGCACGCUCUGAGAGAACGUACACAUUCGCUCGCCCCCUCAUUUCCUCUAAACACCACCACAUCUCUUAAGAGACGCUACUCGAAAUAAUGGCUGAAAGAGGCGGCGAAGGGCGUUUCAGGGGCGGAUUCGGUGGCCGUGGCCGCGGUGGAGACAGGGGAGGACGGGGCCGCGGCCCUCGCCGCGCCCGCCGUGACAACGACGAGCAGAAGUGGGUGCCUGUGACGAAGCUCGGCCGUCUGGUCCAGGCCGGGAAAAUCAAAUCCCUCGAGCAGAUCUACCUCCACUCCCUCCCGAUUAAGGAGUAUCAGAUCAUCGACACCCUGGUGGGGCCCUCCCUGAAGGACGAGGUGAUGAAGAUCAUGCCGGUCCAGAAGCAGACCCGGGCCGGACAGAGGACCCGGUUCAAGGCCUUCGUCGUGGUCGGAGACGGCAACGGCCACGUCGGCCUCGGGGUCAAGUGCUCCAAGGAGGUCGCCACCGCCAUCCGCGGCGCUAUCAUACUAGCCAAGCUGUCGGUGAUUCCGGUGAGGAGGGGCUACUGGGGUAACAAGAUCGGAAAGCCACACACCGUGCCGUGCAAGGUCACCGGGAAGUGUGGGUCCGUCACCGUGCGGAUGGUCCCCGCGCCCCGUGGGUCCGGAAUUGUGGCGGCGCGUGUGCCGAAGAAGGUGCUCCAGUUUGCUGGUAUCGAGGAUGUGUUUACCUCCUCCCGUGGAUCCACCAAGACUCUUGGGAACUUUGUCAAGGCAACUUUUGACUGUUUGUUGAAGACUUAUGGCUUCUUAACUCCCGACUUCUGGAAAGAGACCCGAUUCACAAAAUCACCAUUCCAAGAGUUCACUGAUCUUUUGGCAGUUCCUACUGCUAAGAUUAUCAACACUUUUGAAUACAUGUUUUGCUGUUGCUUAACCAAAGUUUAUGUGCAAUGA